UCACUGUGGCGAGGCAGGCAUACACCUCAGCCUCUAAUUGCAUGUCUGAUUUAGUUUGGAGCUAAUUGGAGAGAAAGAUGAAAAAAAAAAUGGCGAUUUCAAGAGUAGGGUUUUUUAUUAUUACGUGCAUGGCAUUACUCACUUGUGUUUACGCUCUUUUCUCAUCAAAAGAUUACCCUACCUCAACUUUCACCAAAUCAUUCUCACGUUUAUUUGGAAACGACCAUGUCGUUUUCCUCGACAACGAAGGGAAGUCGGUCCAAAUCUCCAUUGAUAGAAGUACAGGUUCUGGGUUCAUCUCGCAGAAAGUUUAUCUCCAUGCAUAUUUUAGUGCUUCCAUUAAACUCCAAGCAGGCUACACUGCUGGAGUUGUAACCACCUUUUACACAUCAAACGUAAACAUGUACGAAACUUCCUCUCAUGAUGAGCUAGACUUUGAGUUUUUGGGCAACAUUGAAGGCCAACAGUGGAUUGUCCAAACAAAUGUCUAUGGAAACGGAAGCAUAAAUAGGGGACGUGAAGAAAGGUACAACCUUUGGUUCGAUCCAACCCAAGAUUUCCAUGAUUAUGGUAUCCUUUGGACUCAUAAAUGGAUUGUGUUUUAUGUUGACAAUAUCCCAAUUAGAGAGAUGCAAAGGGUUGAUGCAAUGGGUGGAGAUUUUCCUUCUAAGCCUAUGUCUUUGUAUGCCACGAUAUGGGAUGGUUCUAGUUGGGCAACUGCGCCGAUUGAUUACACAUACGCCCCCUUUGUCGCCAACUAUUCAAAUUUUGUUUUGCAGGGAUGCUCUGUCGAUCCGAGCCAUAAACCACCCAAGUGUGAUGGUGAAUUUGAGUUGGGUUUAAGUUAUAAAGGUUUAACGAUUGAGGAAAGGACAAGAAUGAAAAAAUUUAGGUCGAAACAUAUGACGUAUUCUUAUUGCCAUGAUCGAAGUAGGUAUCCAUCUCCCUUGCCCGAGUGUGUAAUGAAUCCAGAAGAAGUAAGGAGUUAA
Manihot esculenta (cassava) is the source of this 989-nucleotide messenger RNA. RefSeq names its product probable xyloglucan endotransglucosylase/hydrolase protein 28. The transcript has a single exon. The record is from RefSeq and is a predicted model, not a curated record. Gene Ontology annotation, biological process: xyloglucan metabolic process; cell wall biogenesis. NCBI's taxonomy places the organism in Eukaryota, Viridiplantae, Streptophyta, Magnoliopsida, Malpighiales, Euphorbiaceae. Bases 78 to 989 code for a protein of 303 amino acids. Gene Ontology annotation, cellular component: cell wall; apoplast. Gene Ontology annotation, molecular function: xyloglucan:xyloglucosyl transferase activity; hydrolase activity, hydrolyzing O-glycosyl compounds.